CUGUUGGGAUGCUCUGUUUCCUUUACUGCUUCUUUUUGGUUUGGUGAAGGAGAAGAAGAUGAGUGGUGGUGGUGUGAGCAAAAUCAGGGACGAUCUCUUAUGCUUUGCUGCUUCUGUUUGGGCUGCUUCUGUUUGGCCCGGUAAAGGAGUGGAAGAUGAGUGGCAAAGGCGUGAGGCUUUCAGCAAAGGAGAUGAGGCCGACGGAGGACUAGUGAGUGAGAUGUCAACGGAAGUGGAGCAGGGAGAUUAAGUGCUUUGUUGCUUCUGUUCGGCGGUGGAGAUGCCGAUGGACUCACAGAGAUGGAGCAGGGAUGAGGGAGAGGGAUGCCGAUGGCCCGAUUGCAGUUCUGCACUUCUGCUUCUGUUCUGCUUUCUAAUUUUGCUUUCCAAUGUUGUUUUUACAUAAUAGUCCCUGCUUAUUAGGGUUUUUAAUUUAAUUUAAGUGUAAAGUUAAGGUUUUUUAUGUAAUAUCAUUAAAAAGAUAAGAUAAAA
Molecule: messenger RNA, 492 nt
Organism: Rubroshorea leprosula
Lineage: Eukaryota; Viridiplantae; Streptophyta; Magnoliopsida; Malvales; Dipterocarpaceae
Source: the annotation of a GenBank genome assembly